UCCACCACGGCUUGCCAUUUCAAUACAGUCACAACAAAUGACCUACACGGUAAAUAUGAUACUUAAAAUUACUUUUAUUGUCACGUGCGAAUUAUUAAUAACAUAUGGAAACGCUAAAAUCAUUAUGUUGCGAAAUUUAGACUUCAAAACAAAUGGUGGACCUCAACAACUAAAAAUUCAUGAAACACCUCAAGUUAAUUUGACUGAAAAAUCUGAAGACAGAGCUUCUAGUACGACUCAAGAAGUUUCCAAGGACAUAAGUGAAGAGGUUAGUCGAAAAGAAAAUGAUUUACAUGAUGAUGCCAUCCAGCAAGAUUUGAAUGAUAUUGAAACUGUUGUACAACCAGAAAUUAAAAAAGUCAACAGUGGAUCCAGUGACAAACAGAACUUGGAAAAAAUAAAAUUGAUGUUAAAAGAAAUAAAGAAAAUGUUGAAAAAAGAAAGAAAAACGACGGGAGUAGAAAAUGAUCAUUUUAAAUCGUACGUGCCGAUUAGUGAAGAUGUUGAGAAUCCGGAGCCCCGAGGUAUGGCAAGGACCUUCAUCCAUUCUAUGGAUGGAUUGAACCUUAUUAAUAGAGGCAAGAAGAUACACGAUAUUGUCUAGACUAUUAUUAAGUAUUAAUAAUCAUAGAUACAUGUAGAGUUUAAUAAUUAUUUUAACAUAUUCAAAUUAUAUUUUUUUAUACUUUUGUUUUUUUAUAGAACACGGGCAAACGAUCUGGAAAUGAUCUGAUUUUAAGUGAUUCAUGGACACUCUCAAUGCCAGAGGGCUCGCGAGUG
Pieris rapae (cabbage white) is the source of this 780-nucleotide messenger RNA. RefSeq lists its product as uncharacterized. The record is from RefSeq and is a predicted model, not a curated record. Bases 38 to 604 code for a protein of 188 amino acids. The transcript has a single exon. Lineage: Eukaryota; Metazoa; Arthropoda; Insecta; Lepidoptera; Pieridae.